UUCAAGUAGUUGACCAGUUCUUGUAGAGCUUCAGAAGCAUUGUACGAUGGAGUGGAAAUUGUGCUUGUAUUUUUUGUUUUUGUCAGUUUUCAGUGUAGUUUCGUCUGACAUCUACAAUAACUGUGUUUUGAGUGAUUGUGAAGAUGAACCAAUUCCUAUUGAAGACUACAUCCGUCAGCACGGCUAUCCUGUGGAAGCCCAUGAGAUUACGACGGACGACGGUUAUAUCCUGACGUACCACCGUAUCCCCCAUGGGAAGACCUCGUCAGGUCGUAUAGGUAAACCUGUUCUGCUACAACAUGGACUGCUGGCCUCUAGUGCUGCUUGGGUGAUCACCGAUGAAUCUCUUGGAUUCACUUUGGCAGAUGCAGGAUUUGACCUGUGGCUCGGCAAUGCACGUGGCAACACUUACUCUAGGAAACACAAAACAUACAAUCCCGACAAAGACAAGAGAGCGUUCUGGAACUUCAGUUGGCAUGAGAUGGGCUACUACGACCUGCCAGCAUCAAUAGACUACAUACUGAAUGUGACCAAACAUCAGCAACUGUUGUACAUCGGCCACUCCAUGGGCACCACCAUGUUCUUUGUACUGGGGGCCUCCAAGCCAGACUACAUGGCCAAGGUGGAGGCCGCCGUGCUGCUGGCCCCGGUGGCUUACCCUUACAACAUCCGCAGCCCGAUCGCUAACUUUGUCAACGACUUACAGCCUUCUUUAGACAGUCUUCUCAGAUCAGUAGACAUAUACGAGGUAUUUCCUACUUCGAGGGGAACUUACUGGUUGGACGAGAAUAUCUGUUCACGAGAGUUACUGCAAUUUCUGUGUAGAGACAUUGUAUUUGAGAUUGCUGGGUUCGACAAUCCUGAAGUGAAUAGGACAAGUUUCCCAAUUAUUUUGAACUACAUGCCAGCUGGGGCUUCCGUCAAGCAAUUACAACAUUACAGUCAGAUUUGUAAAACAGAUGCAGAUUUCCGUUACUUUGACUACGGUCCCAUUGGUAACAUGUGGAAGUACCAUUCACAUACCCCUCCUCCUUACAAUCUAACAAAUGUAAAAGCUCCGUUGUACAUCCACUACGCGCUUAACGACUGGUUAGCUGUGCCUGAGGAUGUUUUCUUUACAGUCAUAAAGCUUCCGAACGUACGAAUAGUCAGAGAAGUACCAGAUGAAAAAUUCAACCACGUUGACUUCAUGUGGGCCAUCGACGGAAAGAAACUGUUGUACCACAACAUCGUUGAAACCCUUCAUAACCUUCCUCCUUCUUGCUACAGGAUGGUCAGCUGUUUAGUGUUAGUUGUGUUGUGUCUGUUUGUGUGUGUGCAAGGUGACAAUGAAUGCAGAUCUACAUUUUGUUUCAAGUUGUGGUCUAGAAGUAUCAACAUCGACUUUAACCUUUUUGAGGAUACGGAACCUUUGCCUAUUGAAGACUACAUCCGGCAGCAGGGAUACCCCGUAGAACCCCAUGAGAUCACAACAGAUGAUGGCUACAUUCUCACCUACCACCGUAUCCCCCAUGGGAAGUCUAACUCCACGACGGCCGGGAGGAAACCGGUGCUGUUACAACAUGGACUACUUGGUGCUAGCUCUGUCUGGGUCUUAUCGUCUUACGCUCUUGGCUAUGCUCUAGCAGACGCAGGAUUCGACGUGUGGCUGGGAAACGCCAGAGGAAACACUUACUCAAAGAAACACUUGGACUUGGAUCCUGUUCUGGAUAAGCGUGAUUUUUGGGACUUCAGCUGGCAUGAGAUGGGCUACUAUGACCUUCCAGCCUCCAUAGACUACAUACUGAAUGUGACCAAACAUCAGCAACUGUUCUACAUUGGCCACUCCAUGGGCACCACCAUGUUCUUUGUACUGGGGGCCUCCAGGCCAGACUACAUGGCCAAGGUGGAGGCCGCAGUGCUGCUGGCGCCGGUGGCUUAUCCUUGGCACAUCAAGAGUCCAUUGACCAACUUCCUCAGCAGGCUACAUUCUGUUAUAUCUGUCCUGGCAACCACGGCGGGAGUCUAUGAAAUUUUCCCGUACUCCAGGUCGAUGCUUUGGGUCGAGAGAAACCUUUGCUCUUUCUCCAUGUUCCGGUGGAUGAACGUAUGCGAGGACAUCAUGAAGUGGAUCGGAGGAUUCAACGAACAAGAAUUGAAAAGAAUACCAUUAUCAACCAUGCUGCAAUACCAGCCGGCCGGAGCAUCGUUUAAGACCCUCAAGCACUUUCGACAAAUCAGUGAAGAGACAGAUUUCCGCAACUUCAACUACGACAGUCUCAGCAACUUGUACACAGGCAAUUACAGAGCUUACGGACAGUUUGACCCCCCGUUGUAUGACUUGGGCCUGGUGACGGCUCCUUUGUACAUCUACUACGCCAAUAGUGACUGGCUCUCUGUCCCAGAGGACGUACUCUACACGGUGGAUCUUCUUCCGAACGUAAAGAAUGUGACGAAGGUACCAGACAAAGACUUCAAUCACUUAGACUUCUGUUGGGCCGACGACGCCAAGACUCUCGUCUAUGAUGACAUCAUUCUGAGGCUGAAUAGUUUAAAAUAAUCAGUUGCAGUUAAGAUCUACGUAACUUUCAUGUACAUAGGGGAAUUUAGGCUUUAUUCUUGAAAUUGUUUAAAAAAGAUCACAUAUCAAAAUCCUGCUUACUGAUUUGGGAGAGAUGCAUAUCCAAUGUUUUGUUGUGAAUAAAUAGCUGGCAAAAAUGGUUCAAAAUAAUUUGUAAAUAAUUUGUUUAGUGUUUUCUUGUCUGCAUACAUAGGUCUUUGAACUAGCAUCAAAUCAAUUUUAUACAGAUGUGUUUUUUAUCAAUUUUUCUUCAUGCCCUUGCAGUAUUCUUAGAUAUAGACUGCUGUUUAGCGUUAGUACAAAAUAUACCUAUUUGUAAACAAUGAUUCGUAGGUAAUAAACUUUAUUU
Molecule: messenger RNA, 2909 nt
Organism: Macrosteles quadrilineatus (aster leafhopper)
Lineage: Eukaryota; Metazoa; Arthropoda; Insecta; Hemiptera; Cicadellidae
Exons: 16
Coding region: 47-2539 (830 amino acids)
Biological process (GO): lipid metabolic process
Source: RefSeq, a predicted model, not a curated record